UUCUGAUAAUACUGAUAAUUCCUUUAAAAAUAUAUAAUAAUUCUUUGGAGUAGUGCAAGUUUUGUCCAUAAAUGCUUUCAAUUUCAAUCAGCUGUUUUAUGCCAUUUUCUAGCUUAGACUCAGUGAAAAGUAAACUAAAUUGUUUUGGACAUUUUUAUAAAAUUUGAAGAUGUUAAAAUCACCCCCGAGGUUUUACGAUAUAUGUUUAGAGGCCGCAGUUGCAGAUUCUGUACUCACUUGCAAUUUUUAUAAAAAGGAAUUCAGAGCUUUACCCAACAAUGUUUUGUUUGAUUUUUAUUACAGGAUGUUCAUUGAAAAACGUCUGUGUUUGCUAGCGGUGGAACUAAGUGAUUUGGAGGUUUUUAAUCGAAUAUUAUCAGUAAAACAUCAAAGAAUGAAAUUUCUCAAAAGUUUCCAGUCCUUAAUUGAUCACGGCACGAGCAGUACAGAAGAAUUAAUAAAGGCUUACGUCCACUAUGGUCAGAAAGCAGAUAGCAACGAUUUGAAAGUUAUAGAGACUGGUUUGAGGAUAGGUGGAUUUUUUAAUGAUGGUGGAUUAUUUGAUUGUUCCAUAGAGAUUUUGAAAAUUGCUGAAAAGUUUUGUAUGAGGAGGGAAAAAGAUGUAACAACUUUGAAACUGAUGUUGGAUUGUUACCAUAAAAAAAUUUAUGCGGAGGCGAUAUACUGUGAAUUUGAAAAGGCAGCUGAAACAUUUGCAGCUGCCAAUAAAGUUAUUGCAGAGUUAGACGAGAAGAAUGCCCUACCGAAUUUGGCUGGACUGUAUGCAAAUUUUUCAUUUUUAUUUUUUGGACGCAGCGAAUAUGAUGAGGCGUAUAAUUGGGCAAUCAAAGCAUUAAAACUAAUAAACGAUGAUUUAUCCCCAAGAAUUAUUAUAGAAGUUUUGCGCCAAGCGUCGAAAUCAUGCGUGGUGAAAAGAAAAUUCGCCCCGGCCGGGCUACUCAUCUCACAAGCUGUCAACAUGGCAUCUGAAUUAUACAAAGUCGACAGUCACCCCCACAUCUCGGAUACUCUACUCGAUUAUGGAUUUUACCUCCUGAAUUUUGACUCAAUCCAAGAGAGCGUCAAAGUUUACGAAAAGGCGUUGUUGAUACGAAAACAAGUGUUCCAGAAAAACAAUAUUCGAGUUGCUUUGGGACACGAAGAUCUGGCCUACGCUCUCUACGUUAAUGAAUACAGUUCUGGGAGAUUUUAUGAUGCUAGGGAAAACGUGGAACGAUCCAUCAGGAUUAUGGAAAGAAUCUUACCUACAGACCAUUUACUUCUGGCUUCCGUCAAACGAGUCAAAGCUCUCAUCCUCGAAGAAAUAGCGUUAGACGAAAGAAACAACAUUCAACUACAAACUCAGUAUUUUACAGAAGCACACAUUUUGCAUAAAACUGCCCUCACAUUAUCGUUCAAGGCCUUCGGAGAGAAGAAUGUUCAGACUGCCAAACACUAUGGGAAUUUGGGCAGGUUAUUUCAAAGUAUGAAGUUGUAUGACGAAGCGGAGAAGAUGCAUUUAAGGGCGAUAGCGAUUAAGGAGGAACUAUUAGGUGUAGAUGAUUAUGAGGUGGGUCUUAGCGUUGGCCAUCUCGCCUCACUUUACAACUAUCACAUGAAGCGACACAAAGACGCGGAGCAGCUGUAUCUACGUUCCAUAGAUAUAAAUCUCAAAGUUUUCGGGGAGGCCUACAGCGGCCUGGAGUACGAUUACAGGGGGUUGAUAAACAUUUACACCAAAUUACUGGACACGACUAACAUGAUUCAAUACAUGUAUAAAAUGAGGGAGUGGAAGACGUUGAGGGAACAAAUCCUUCCUGUCCAAAUCGAUUCUGAGUUAAAACCAAUUAACGAAGUAAUCGACAGCUUCAUUUCUAUGACUGAAAAUGCUAGUCUCUAAAAAAACACCCUUUUAAAGGUUUGUCUGUGUUAAUGAAGGUGCACUUCAAGGGAUAUAAAAAGUGUUUAAGCAUAAGUGGUCCAAUUACUCACGGUCUUUGCUCCAAAUUUUAAAGAACCGCUUGGAUUGACAUGAAGUUUGGCAAACACAUAGCUAACGUGUCAAAGAAAAAAAUGAUAGUGUGCCGAUGUGUGCUUUUGCCAUUGGGGGUGAGUUUCACCCCUUUUCGUUGGUGAAAACAUAUACGUUCAAAAUAAUAAUACGUCCGGAAGUGGAUAAACUGACUAAUUCUAAGCAACUUUUUUCUAUAGCGUUUUCACUAAUUAAAUACUUUUCGAGUUACUUGCGAGUGAAUAUGUUCAUUUUCCAACAAAAAAAACCUCGUUGAUAGACGGUUUUUCGCAAAUAAUGGUGUCGCAAAUGGUAUGUGUAUGAGGUCUUUACACCCAUUAGAAGCAGAGUUGUAGCUAAUGAAAAAUAGGUCCAUAUUCGUCAAAUUGCAAAUCGAAUAUUUCAAUGUGAAAUAACCAAAAAAUUAAGCAAUUUUUGUUUUUAAAAAAAGUUUUUAGCGUCAAAAGUAAGCAAGUUACGCUCAAAAUAAAGUUGGUCCCUUUUUUUGUUAAAAAAAAAAUCAGGAAAAUCUACUUCUAAUUAGCAUCUUAAAUGAAAUUAAUCGUUACCCUUUCACAAGUUGCUUUACUUAUGUAUAUUAGUAAUACCAAAAAUCUCAAAGAGUAAAAAAAAUGUAGGUUUAGCUUUUCUGAAUAAUAAUAUACGUUUAUUCAAAUCAAUAGUUAUUACAAUAAUUUACAAUUUCAGUUUACUUACAAUAAAAUAAACGUAAAAAGUCUUAAAAGUAUAAACAUGCUUGUUGACUUAAUCUGUCUAAUAUUGACACGUUUAUGUUUAUUGUUUUUUUUUACAAAUCAUUAUUUUAUUUUUACAGUUUCUAAUCUAAUUUCUAUGUUUUUUUUUAUCUAGUAUAAUUUAAAUUUAUUAAAUUGUUACACAACUCCCUUUUUUCUUUUACCCAAGCAGUAACUAAUUUUUUAUACAAAUAAAAUUUUUUGAUAUUUUUAAAAUUAAUGGGCAAUUGAUUGUAUAUUCUUGGAGCAAAAUAUGUAAUUGACCGUUGCGUGAUUGUUUUUAAAGUGUGCAGACAUUCGAAAUUCAAUUUUCUUCUUGUUUCAUAAUUUGACACUUUUACUUUAUGAGGAAUUUUAUCUUUAUGAAUAUCUUGGAUGUUUUGUUUUUCUGCAAGACAAAAAUUGGUUAGAUAUGACUGUUCAAAGUUUGCAUACACUCGUGAUUAGUGACUCGUUCAAGCCCUUUCAACUACAGACCUUUCAAAAAUAAGCACUUUGAACCUAUGAAACUUACAGAUUUGAUAAUAUAAACACUAGAUACACAAGUAUAGCAACUUGUGAAGCGGUAACAAUUAAUUUCAUUUGGGAUGUUAAUUAGGGACGUUGAAAUAUUAGAUUAGGAAUUUGACGAAUAUGAGCCUAUUUUUCAUGGCCUACAACUCUGCUUCUACUGGGAUUAGAGACCUCAUACAUACACCAUUUUUUCACUUUCUUAUAAGCUAUAUUUUUGUUACGAAUGUUUUUUCGAUAAAAUACUUACUUUUAGAGUUAUUUGCGAAAAACCGUCUAAAAACGUGGGUUUUUUGUUGAAAAAUGAACAUAUUCACUCGAAAAUACCUCAAAAAUUUUCAUCUUAUGAAAAAACGCUAAAGAGCAAAAGUUCCUUAAAAUUGGUCAGUUUAUCCAUAUCUGGGCUUAUUUUGAACGUAUAUUUUUUCACCCCCGAGAAGGGGUAAAAGUCACCCCCAAGGCAAAAGAACACAUCGGCACGAUAUCACUUUUUACUUUGACAUGUUAGCUAUGUGUAUGCCAAAUUUCAUGUCAAUCCGAGCGGUUUUUUAAAAUUUGGAGGUUUUGAAAUAUUUUACCGUGAGUGAAUGGACUAAAGGUAUUUUCCUUGUAAAACCGCGUUUUCCUUUUCUGUUUUUUUUUAUUUUUGUACUCGUUUUUCUUCCUCAUCACUCAACGUAAUAAACCCUGGUUGUCUUCCAAAGAUGAUUGAUGGUGAUAAGAAAUAAAAAGAUGUAGGUAUCUAUAAGAAACGAGCUUUUUUAUCCCUUGAACUACCAAAAAAUUCUCAUCUAUCUCUAGUCUUCUGUUUUAUUCGAAGGUGCUUGCUUCGCGGCGUUUUGUUAUUUUGGAUUUUUAACGAUUAAAAAACUUUUAUACGAUG
Messenger RNA from Diabrotica virgifera virgifera (western corn rootworm), 4159 nucleotides. It is a transcript of the gene Pat1, whose product is annotated as amyloid protein-binding protein 2. Gene Ontology annotation, biological process: intracellular protein transport. The record is from RefSeq and is a predicted model, not a curated record. Gene Ontology annotation, molecular function: protein binding. Lineage: Eukaryota; Metazoa; Arthropoda; Insecta; Coleoptera; Chrysomelidae. Bases 170 to 1900 code for a protein of 576 amino acids. The transcript is spliced from 7 exons.